GGUUACGGUAAUCUCCAGCAAAGCGGGUGAUAAAAUCGGAAAGGUUGACUGAUACGUCGAAAACCCUGAAGAAAGGAUGGUACGUCGUCGGCGCACCACAGAAGACAGUGAUCUCAUCACAAAGAUUCUCUUUGUCCUAAGCUUCCUCGUCUGCACGAUCACCUUCAUAAACGGACAUCCAAACGCGUUUUCCUAUUCGGAAUCGAGCUGGACGCCGGAGAGUUCCGAAGAUGACGUCAGUUCCCGAUCCUUUUCGUACGAAGAUAUAACACCGUCCGAAGAUAUGGAGGAUUUAGAUCCAGAAUAUAGUUUAGACGACGUGGAGGACGAUCUAGAAGAUGAUCUUUAUGAAUACGCCUUUUUGACCAACAACAAACGAAAUCCAAAUUCUAGAGCCGAUAAAAGUUUCAAGAAUGCUGCUGGAUAUUAUCUGAUUGAAAACUCGAACGGAAAUGUAAUAGGAACAAAGGACUUGUCCAAGUGUAUGACGAGGGGCAUAUUUGAAGUAGGAAGGACUCCAGGUGGCCUACCAUUUUACAGGAAUAAGGCAACUCAAAAGUACUUAGCCAUCGACCCAAACGGAACCGUUUAUAUGUCGCCAACUCAAAACAGUGAUACUGUCAUCUACACUAUCAACGAUACCCGUGACUUGAGCAUAAUAUACUUAUACCGCCUUGUUGGUCAAAACAAGCGAUUAUAUCUGGACCUCUCGCCUCAGAGUAACACGGUCGGACCAGCGAACACCAGUAAUACAACUAAAUUUCGCUCUAGAAAUGGCGUAAAAACCUGUUAACAAGUAGUGGACCUAGACAAUUUUAAGAACUUUUAGAUUUUAGGAUGAAUAUAGAGACCACGCGUAUUGGAUAUCACAGUAAGUUAUUUUGCAAAAUUAAAGGAACUUU
Messenger RNA from Pocillopora verrucosa, 902 nucleotides. RefSeq lists its product as uncharacterized. NCBI's taxonomy places the organism in Eukaryota, Metazoa, Cnidaria, Anthozoa, Scleractinia, Pocilloporidae. The record is from RefSeq and is a predicted model, not a curated record.